GGACAACGACGACCACCAUUCCUUCAUCCCUUCCUUCUCCAACAUGCUUGCUCGGCGUACGCUCGGUCGUAUUGCGUCCCAGCCCCCGGCGCUGGGCGCGGCGCCCUCCCAGGCCCGCAACAUGGCCACCCUUCGUGAGAUCGAGCUUCGUCUCAAGUCCGUGAGGAACAUUGAGAAGAUUACGAAGUCCAUGAAAAUGAUUGCGUCGACAAAACUCGCGAAGGCGCAGCGUGCUAUGCAGGCGGGCAAGCAGUAUGGGAUUGCCAACACAGAGAUCUUCGCGCACACUGGUGCUGAGGAGGCUGGCAAGCGCAAGCUAUUCAUCGUCAUCUCGUCUGAUAAGGGUCUCUGCGGUGGUAUCCACUCCUCCGUGUCCAAGGCUACCCGUCGCGCAUUCGCGGAGAAGGACAAGGUCGAUGAGGAGUCGCCCAUCAUGGUCAUUGGUGACAAGUCCAAGGCCCAGCUCUCUCGUGCGCUGCCCAAGAACCUUGUCUUGACCUUCAAUCAGAUCGGCCGUGACAUUCCGACGUUCGCCGACGCGGCAGGUGUCGCAGACCUCAUCCUCACCUCGGACGUAAAGUACGACAAGAUUGCCAUCGUCUAUAACAAGUUUGUCUCUGCUAUCUCGUACGAGUCUGCUGUGGUCGAGAUCGACCCCGAGAACCUCCUCAAGGAGUCGCCCGGCUUCAAGGCAUACGAGAUGGAGGAUGACGUGACGAAGGAUCUUGCUGAGUUCACUCUUGCGAACGCCAUCUACGCAACCCUUGUCGAGGCACACGCUUGCGAGCAGAGCGCUCGUCGUAAUGCCAUGGAUAACGCGUCCAAGAACGCGUCGGAUAUGAUCAACCGCCUGACCAUGCAGUACAACCGUGGUCGCCAGGCCGCUAUCACGAACGAGCUGGUCGACAUCAUCACUGGUGCCAGUGCGCUCUGAGCGUGCGGAUGUCGGCAGGCGCGGUAGUCGUAGAGUACUGGGAUGCAGGAUCGCUCAUGUCAUCUCCAUACAUCCAUUUACAAUACUAGUAUCUAACGUCUAUGCCGCACUGCAUGGUGGUAAAGUUAUCCUGCAAUUUUUUGCUCGC
Molecule: messenger RNA, 1082 nt
Organism: Dichomitus squalens LYAD-421 SS1
Lineage: Eukaryota; Fungi; Basidiomycota; Agaricomycetes; Polyporales; Polyporaceae
Product: ATP synthase F1 gamma
Exons: 6
Coding region: 44-934 (296 amino acids)
Biological process (GO): proton motive force-driven ATP synthesis
Molecular function (GO): proton-transporting ATP synthase activity, rotational mechanism
Source: RefSeq, a predicted model, not a curated record